Messenger RNA from Dermatophagoides pteronyssinus (European house dust mite), 1695 nucleotides. RefSeq names its product protein CHROMATIN REMODELING 5-like. NCBI's taxonomy places the organism in Eukaryota, Metazoa, Arthropoda, Arachnida, Sarcoptiformes, Pyroglyphidae. The record is from RefSeq and is a predicted model, not a curated record.
GACUUGGCUGAGCUGCGCGCGAUCAGUUGGUACUUGAUCAUCGUCGACGAGGCGCACCAGCUCAAGAACAGCGAAAGCAAGCGCUUCAAAGAGCUGUGCGAGUUUCGCGCGCGCUACAAGCUGUUGCUCAGCGGCACGCCGCUGCACAACAACUUGGACGAGCUCUGGAGCUUGCUGCACUUCAUGAACCCUUCGCUGUACCCGAGCCUCGCGCUGUUCAAGCCGCGCUUCAGCGAGAUCGAGAACACGCACAGCACUGGCGACCGCAAGCAGCAGCAGCUGCAGGAGCUGCAGCGCUGCUUGUCCGCGAUCGUGCUGCGCCGCGUGAAGCGCGACGUGCUAAAGUCGCUGCCCAACAAAAUCGAGUGGAUCCUGCGCGUCGAGCUCUCGCCGAUCCAGCAGCGCUUCUGCCAGGACAUCAUUCUGCGCAACUACGAGAGCCUCAGCAAGAACACCGGCGGCAGCAAAAUCACGCUGCAGAACAUUUGCGUCGAGCUCAAGAAGAUCUGCAACCACCCUUUCUUGCUCUCGUACCACAAGCGCAAGGGGCAGGCCGCCGACCCGGACGCGCCGGUGCUCAACUACCAGCAGGACACCGAACGCUACAACCACGACCUGGUCUGGUCCUCGGGCAAAAUGUGUUUGCUGCACAACCUGCUCAAGCGGCUGAAGGAGAAGGGGCACCGCGUGCUGAUUUUCAGCCAGAUGGUCCGCAUGAUCGACAUUUUGUCGAAGUACCUGACGCUGCAGGGCUACAAGCACCAGCGGCUCGACGGCACGAUGUCGCGCGACGUGCGCAAGAAAGCGAUGGACUCGUUCAACAGCCCGGGCAGCAAGGACUUUUGCUUCUUGCUCUCCACGAAGGCGGGCGGGCUCGGCAUCAACCUGACGUCCGCGGACACGGUCAUAAUUUACGACAGCGACUGGAACCCACAGAACGACCUGCAGGCGGAGGCGCGCGCGCACCGCAUAGGACAGACCAAAACGGUGCAGAUCUACCGCAUCGUCACGAAGAACACGAUCGAAGAGGACAUUCUCGAGCGCGCGAAGAGCAAAAUGGUGCUCGACGCACUGGUCGUGCAGGGCCUCAACUUGUGGGAAAAGACGGACGAGUCGAGUUCGAACUACAACAGCGAAAUGGACAUUGACAAGAUUUUGCAGGAAGCGGAACAGGCCAAGAACCCGAACACGCACUCCUCCGACUUGGGCCGGAAGCCGACGCGCCGGACGCCGACGCGCCGGACGCUGACGCGCAGCCUGCGCCUGUCGUCAUCGCGAAGACGGAGUUCGAGGACGAGACGCGCGCGCCAGCCGCGCCGGCGAACGCGCCGAAGCCGUACACGGCCGCGGAAGUGAAGGCCGUCGUCGAACAGGACAAGGCGACGAUCGUGGACCUCGAGGAAGAGAAGCCUGAAGUAUUGCCACUCGUGCCGCGUGCUGCGCCCGCCGCGCGCGGUGCACUGCAGCGUGUGCGAGCGCUGCGUCUUGCGCUUCGACCACCACUGUCCGUGGCUCGGCAGCUGCGUCGGCAUGAACAACUACUUGCUCUUCUACAACUGGUUCGUCGUCGGCUUGCUGGUGUACCACACGUACCUCAUCCUCAAGAACAAGACCACGUACGAGAGCAUCAAGGGCGACAGAUACGCGCGCAACGACCCGUGGGACCAGGAACGAGGAAUAAGCACCAUUUCAUAG